AUGUCCAUUGAUUGUCGACUUACCGCAGGUGAGGCUACGGUGGCCCAUGCUGCUGCUGCUACUAGGAACUUUGCGGUCCAGCCAAGAGUCGACUAUCGAACAGUAACUGGUGUAAAUGGACCGCUUGUCAUCCUUGAUAAUGUCACGUUCCCGAAAUAUGCAGAAAUUGUCAAGCUAACACUGCCAGACGGGUCCAUUCGCAAUGGGCAAGUCCUUGAGGUGGUUGGAUCAAAAGCCAUCGUGCAGGUUUUCGAGGGAACAUCUGGUGUGGAUGCGCACGCAACUCGAGUCGAAUUUUCUGGAGACACCCUCAAAAUGCCCGUAUCAGAAGAUAUGUUGGGUCGCGUGUUCAACGGGUCGGGCCGCCCCAUCGAUAAGGGGCCAAAAAUAUUCGCUGAAGACUAUCUAGACAUUCAGGGCCAGCCUAUUAAUCCAUCGUCAAGGAUCUACCCAGAGGAGAUGAUUCAAACCGGAAUUUCUGCGAUCGAUGUGAUGAAUUCCAUUGCACGUGGCCAAAAAAUCCCAAUAUUUUCUGCCGCUGGCCUUCCGCACAACGAGAUUGCCGCGCAAAUUUGCCGACAGGCUGGACUUGUGAGAAAGUCAAAGGACACUCUAGAUGGACAUGAAGAUAAUUUUGCAAUUGUGUUUGCUGCAAUGGGUGUAAAUAUGGAGACGGCCCGAUUCUUUAAGCAAGAUUUUGAAGAGAACGGUUCCAUUCAACGCGUUUCUCUGUUCCUCAACUUGGCAAACGACCCGACGAUUGAACGUAUCAUCACGCCUCGUUUGGCUUUGACGGCUGCAGAAUACUUUGCGUAUCAGCUGGAGAAGCACGUACUUGUUAUUAUGACCGACAUGAGCUCAUAUGCUGAUGCCUUACGCGAGGUCUCUGCUGCUCGAGAAGAGGUCCCCGGUAGACUUGGAUACCCUGGAUACAUGUAUACCGACCUCUCAACCAUUUACGAGAGAGCUGGCCGUGUCGAGGGACGCAACGGAUCGAUAACUCAAAUUCCAAUCCUGACCAUGCCUAAUGAUGAUAUCACCCACCCGAUUCCAGAUUUGACUGGGUAUAUUACGGAGGGACAAGUUUAUGUUGAUCGUCAACUCCACAAUAGACAGAUUUAUCCGCCAAUUAACGUUCUACCGUCUCUUUCUCGUUUAAUGAAAAGCGCCAUUGGCGAAGGGAUGACCAGAAAAGACCACAGCGACGUUUCCAAUCAGCUUUAUGCCAAAUAUGCCAUAGGCAGAGAUGCCCAAGCCAUGAAGGCUGUAGUUGGGGAGGAAUCCUUAAAUCAAGAGGACAAACUUUCGCUCGAAUUUUUACAAAAAUUCGAAAACUCUUUUAUUUCGCAAGGUCAUUAUGAGAACAGAUCCAUUGAGACCUCGCUUGACAUUGCAUGGAAUUUAUUGCGCAUAUUUCCAAAGGAGAUGCUCAACCGCAUUCCAAAACAAAUCCUUUCCGAGUUUUACCUGAGAGACAAAAGAGUUCGUCACAGUUCUAUUUUGACGGCCACGCCAAAUUUUUCAAUGGAGGACACCAUUGGAUCGCCAUCGUCCAGGGAAUCUCUGCAAGUAGAGAUGGAAAAAUUGUAUCGCGAAAUUGUCGGCCGAAAGGUGGAAAAUCUCGAGGCUGAACGUAGGUUUUAUGACGCUGGCAUGAAAUUUUUCAAUCAGCAUCAAGUUGACGGCCAUUUUUGGUGCAGAAACCAACCAUAUAUGCAGAUCAUGCUCAAGUUGUUUGCCAUCCAGGCUUCGCAUCCGGGGUUGGACAGGUUUCGUUCUUCUGCAUUAAAUCAACUUUCCCUCUGUGCCUCAUGCAUUGACGCAUACCACACGUCGACAAAACAGAUCCUCAAGAUUUAUAAUGACCAGUACGAGUCCAACACGGUUGAGUUGUUCUUUACCCAGCUUUUGGCAAACGAUAGAAACAGGCUCGAGUGCGCACUGAAGAAUUCUACUUCUGCUGCCGUGGGAAAUGCCGCGCCAAAUGCCACGGCGCCCAUUUCCCUCCUAUAUGCGAUGUAUGAGAUCUGUGCCUAUCCAGAACUACUAUGCGAUUUGGAUAUUCAUACUCGUUUUGCAAUGACCAUCAACUUAAUGGUAACUGGUCGCGCAAAAACGUUCACCAUGAAGCGCGUUGUUCCUGGACUGUUGCUGUCUUUACUGUCUCCCCAAAAGAAUGUGCGCUUGUGGGCCACAAGAACAGUGCAGUCUUGGGUUGCAAGGCCUUCGGCUACCGUUGAAAGUGGCUGCAAUUCAACGCCCAGCAAUUCUUCUUCUCAACUGGCAUUACCCUAUCCCGAGUAUACCGAUGAGGAGUCUUUGGGUGAUUCAUUUUCCCAAAUAUGGAUGUUUAUAUUGAGCGUGCUAAAAUCGAACUCGCUGGAAAUAUCGGCCCCGGAGGGUGUUCCCCUGUAUCUUGUUGGUUGCAAGAAAUUCCCAAUAACACGCUCAAGUCUCCAUUUUUUUGACGGGCUUUCACUGGCGCUGAGGGCGCUUGAUACAAAUAACCUGACCACUCUGCCCAACUCCAGUAUCAAGUGGUUUUCGUUGCUUGCAAAUCUACUUAUCCCGUUUUUAUCACAAAGCCAAUUGUAUCCAAAUGUGCUGUUCUGCUAUUCAUUUGCACUUUCAACUGUUUCUUUUGGCAAUUUGAAGGAACAUUCAACUUUGUCCCUCUACAAUGCCCAAUCUGGGGACAAUCCACUUAAAGACGUGGCUCGUUUAGGCCAAACGCUUGUCGAAAAUUCACGCUCUUACACGCGCCUCUUAUUUAGUUCAUUUGAUCACGAUCCCGAAUCGCAGAUUCAAAAGGAUAUCGAAGAUUAUCAAUUGGAGUUGGGGUCCGCUUCAUUUUCCGAUUUACAUACCGUUUUACGCUUCAAAAACAUGAGGCCCUUUGAAAUCCCCCUGUCAUGGCAGAAGCCAUUUAUAGCCAAUAUUUUCUUGUCUGGCCAUAUUUCUCACCAUGCUAUUGAAAUCUAUUGUAGCCUUGUAUAUUCGAUGUUGUUGGUUGAUGGAGAGGAUGGCUUUCCCAUAAAAUUCAAGAUCCAAUCGAUCAUCACGGCUUAUCGGAUUCUUUCCGCGUUGAUAUGCGAACUGGUUGCAGAGGAUGCGCUUAUUUUGGAGCUGUUUUCGUUUCGUAAUUUGGCAUCGUUGAGAUGCGGGUACUUUGGCGCACCCUUUGAUUGCAUCCCUUGCAUCAUCGAUACUUUCAUCGAUUUUGAUGCUUGA
Molecule: messenger RNA, 3231 nt
Organism: Mitosporidium daphniae
Lineage: Eukaryota; Fungi; Microsporidia
Exons: 9
Coding region: 1-3231 (1076 amino acids)
Biological process (GO): ATP metabolic process; proton transmembrane transport
Cellular component (GO): proton-transporting V-type ATPase, V1 domain
Molecular function (GO): proton-transporting ATPase activity, rotational mechanism; ATP binding
Source: RefSeq, a predicted model, not a curated record